ACUUCCCAAGGAGGGAUGCUGCCAAGCGACAGCCCUUCAGCUGCCACAUCUGCUUCUCUGCAGAAUGGGUCCUCAGGCACUGCCCAGGGCAGGCCUUAACUGUUUAGGCACACGGCUUUUUUGUCCAAGGGCAUACUGGGAUGGGGUCACGCUAACGAGACCGGCACAGGCUCAGGGUAUGCAGGACCAUCACCAGGGAACGAGCCCAGCGAGGCAGCUCGUCGGCGGCCCGGGCUUCGGGGUGCAGCUGGGCUGCCCCGAGGGCCACAGCGGGCUGCUGCAGCUGCAGGAAGCGGAGAUCCGCCAGCUGGAGGGGCUGAGGAAGUGGAUGGGGCAGCGCGCCAAGAGCGACCGCGAGUACGCCGCCCUGCUGCACCAGAUGUACUGCGCGGCCGAGAAGCAGGAGAGCAGCCGGCAGCCCGGCCCCAGCCAGACCGGCCAGUGCUGGUGGUCGCUGGUGACCCAGACGGAGGCGCUGAGCCAGCUCCUGCAGCAGCACGCCGAGGCCCUGCUUUCGGGGCCCGUCCACAAACUCAGCCUGCUCGCCCGCGACAAGCAGCAGCUGCGCCGGUGCUACAACGAGCAGUGGCAGCAGCUGAGCCAGGAGUUCGCCCGGGCCACUCAACAAGAGCCUGAGCGACUGAAGGCCCAGUACCUCACCCACAUCCGUGAGAGCGCCCAGGCGAAGCGCAAGUACCAGGAAGCCAGCAAAGAAAAGGAGCGAGAGAAAGCCAAAGACCGAUAUGUGCGGAGCCUGUGGAAGCUCUACUCGUUGCACAACCAGUACGUGCUGGCCCUCAGGGCCGCGGAAGUACACCAUGCCCACCACUUCCAGCAGGUGCUGCCCGGCAUGCUGCAAUCUCUCUACAGCCUGCAGAUGGAGAUGGCCCACAUCACAAAGGAGGCAUUGCAGGAGUACGCUGCCAUCACCAGCCUCGUGCAAGAAGAGAUGGUGUCUGUGCACCAAGCAAUGCGCAGGGCCCUCGAGCGCCUCCACCCGGCCGCGGAGUAUAACGGCUUCACUCCCCAGUGCAGCUGCGGGAGCGAGCCCCCUUCAGUGGUGGCCUUUGACAAGAGCCUUCUGGAGGACGUGGAGGCAGAAGGCCUGCAAGCAGGGGAGCUGCAGCUGAACGAGCUCACCCUGGAAAGCGUGCAGCACACCCUCACCUCAGUAGAGGAGGAGCUGGCUGGGGCCAUCAGAAGCACCGAGAACCACCAGCAGCGGGUCCAGGCCCUGCAGGGAGAAAUCCAGAAGGAAGAGUGUGCCGGCAGCACUGCAGAGCGGGUCCUCCUGCUGGCAAAGCGCCAGGCCCUGCACGAAGCCCUGCUCCACGCUCAGGUGGCCCAAUGCAGUCAGGCCAAGCUUCAGGCCCAAAAGGAGGUGCUGCAACACAAGCUGAAGGAACUGGGCUCCAGGGACCCCCCGCCUGCCCCAACCCUGCAAGAGGAGAGUCAGCCACUGAUCCCUGUGGGGCAGGAACUGGAACGUGAUGGGACUCGAAGACCGGCCUUGGAGGUCCUGAAACACCACUUCUCCGGCAUCUUCCGCCCGCGCUUCUCCCUGCCACCCGCUAUGCCUGUCCUGCCGGAGGCACAAAAGCCCCUCAGCCAGCAAGCCUGGUACCAUGGUGCCAUCCCCCGCCUGGAGGUGCUGCAGCUGCUGCAGGCUGACGGGGACUUCUUGGUGCGGGAGAGCCAAGGCAAGCAGGAGUAUGUCCUCUCUGUGCUGUGGGAUGGCCAGCCCCGGCACUUCAUCCUCCAAGCGGUGGAGAACCAGUAUCGCCUGGAGGGCGAAGCAUUCCCAACCAUCCCCCUGCUCAUCGACCAUUUCCUUAAGACCAAGCAGCUUGUCACGAAGAAGAGUGGCAUCCUUUUGGUCAAGCCCAUCAUCAAGGACAAGUGGGUGCUGGCGCAUGAGGACAUUCUGUUGGGAGAGCGCAUAGGGCAGGGCCACUUUGGGGAGGUGUUCAGUGGGCGCCUGCUUUCCGACAACACUCCAGUGGCCGUGAAGUCCUGCCGUGAAACUCUCCCGCCGGAGCUGAAGGCCAGAUUCCUGCAAGAGGCUAGGAUCCUAAAGCAAUAUGAUCACCCCAAUAUUGUUCGACUCAUUGGCGUCUGCACUCAGAAACACCCCAUUUACAUUGUCAUGGAGCUAGUUCAGGGAGGAGACUUUCUUAGCUUCCUGCGGAAUGAUGGGGCCCGGCUGAAAGUGAAGGAGCUGCUCCGGAUGAUGCAGGAUGCAGCAGCGGGGAUGGAGUAUCUGGCAAGCAAGUGCUGCAUCCACCGGGAUCUAGCGGCACGGAACUGCCUGGUGACAGAGAAUAACAAACUCAAGAUCAGUGACUUUGGGAUGUCCCGAGAGGAGGAAGAUGGCAUUUAUUCCUCCAUGGGCGGCAUGAAGCAGAUCCCUGUGAAGUGGACAGCACCGGAAGCCCUCUGUUACGGUCGGUACUCUUCUGAAAGUGAUGUCUGGAGCUUUGGGAUCCUGGUUUGGGAAACCUUCAGUCUGGGUGCUACACCUUAUUCCAAUAUGAGCAACCAGCAGACCCGUGAGGCUGUGGAAAAGGGAAUGAGGAUGAGUUGUCCCGAUCAGUGCCCGAAAGAAGUGUAUCAGCUCAUGCUGAGGUGCUGGGAAUACAACCCCCAGGACAGGCCAAUGUUUAGCACCCUUCUCCGGGAACUUGUUGCUUUUCAGAAGAAGCUGUUGUGAGGGCGGCAGCACCCAGCCUUCUCUGGCUAUGGGCUUUGGGCAGAGCUAGACAUUCUCACCAGACACCUCGGCCUGCAUCUUUGUGCCUUUGCUUCGUCUUUGCCCCACUCCCCAUGGAGAUUGAUUUCCAAAAUCUGCCAUCUGUUCCCUUGUUAGAUCAAGUUUCUCUGAAGGUGACAACAGCUGUAAUCAGGGCUUUUUUUCAGCUGGAACGCAGUGGAACGGAGUUCCGGAACCUCUUGAAAAUGGUCACAUGGCUGGUGGCCCCGCCCUCUGUCUGGAGAUCAGGGGGCGGGGCCACCAGCCAUGUGACCAUUUUCUCCAAGGGCAACCCACUGACUUCCACCACCUCUUUUCCCAGAA
Eublepharis macularius is the source of this 3073-nucleotide messenger RNA. It is a transcript of the gene FES, whose product is annotated as FES proto-oncogene, tyrosine kinase. NCBI's taxonomy places the organism in Eukaryota, Metazoa, Chordata, Lepidosauria, Squamata, Eublepharidae. Gene Ontology annotation, molecular function: non-membrane spanning protein tyrosine kinase activity; ATP binding. The record is from RefSeq and is a predicted model, not a curated record. Gene Ontology annotation, biological process: peptidyl-tyrosine phosphorylation; cell adhesion; regulation of mast cell degranulation. The coding region runs from base 65 to 2710 and encodes 881 amino acids. The transcript is spliced from 20 exons.